This is a messenger RNA of Capronia coronata CBS 617.96, 888 nucleotides long. RefSeq lists its product as uncharacterized. Lineage: Eukaryota; Fungi; Ascomycota; Eurotiomycetes; Chaetothyriales; Herpotrichiellaceae. The transcript has 3 exons. The record is from RefSeq and is a predicted model, not a curated record. Bases 1 to 888 code for a protein of 295 amino acids.
AUGAGCUCCGUCGGCCCUCAACUCCCACCCCACCUCCAAAAGCGCAAACGAAGCGACGAUGAAGCCGACAGCGACGGCGAUAGCAACUCCUCCUCCACAGGCCCUCUCCCUCCGAAACCACAAGGAAAAGAACAACCCUCACCACCCUCACCAAAAAGAAGCCGCGUUAUAGGUCCGACGCUCCCGCCCGCACCUCUCGAUGAACGUCCACCUUCAACAGAUGACAAUGACGAUGACUCGAGUGAAUCAGACGACGACGACGGUUUCGGCCCAAGUCUCCCCUCCGCCAACGACACCUCUGCCAACCCCCAUCUCUCAAACUCCAUAGUCGGACCCCAAAUACCUGGCUCAAGAUCCACGGCGCCAGCCCCAGCGAAGCGCGAUGAAUGGAUGACUCUUGCCCCGACGGGCGGCGACUGGUCUGCCAGAGUCGAUCCGACGAAACUCAAGAAUCGCAAAUUCAACACGAUCAAAGGCGCCAAGGGGCCGUCGCAGGUCGCCAGCGGAGGAGGAGGAGGUGGAGGUGAUAGAUCGUGGUAUGAGACGCCGGAAGAGAAACAGGCCAGAUUGAAGAGGGAGGUGAUGGGGAUUCAAGACUCUGGUGCUGGCGCUGCGGCAAAGAAGGCAGGAUCUGGAUCUGGAUCUGGCGUCGAGGAUGAGGUUACGGCGAGGAGAUUGAAGGAAUAUAAUGCAAAACGAGGUCCUUCACUCUACGCAGCACACAGCGCAACUACCAAGGGCGACGAAGACGACGAUCCCAGUGCCCGCGCGUUCGAUCGCGAAAAGGAUAUCGCCGGCGGCGCGACGAUCAAUGCGACCAAGCGCAGAGAAAUGCUCAAGAAGGCUUCGGACUUUUCUUCACGCUUCAGUAGUGCAAAGUAUUUAUGA